AUGGCCGAAAUUAAUAGCAAUCAAACCUCUCCCUCUACUUCCCCCAAGGGCCGGUCGUCUCUCCCGACCAAAGCUCCCUCGACUACACUGACGACUAGUCCCACGAGACAGAACAAAACACAAGCUACUAUGGCAGCAAGUACCCCCGAUAGUCGAGAGGCAUCAUCAACAGCGGUAGCAAGGUCACAUAUGGCACCCUCGAUCGAUACACAUAUGACCGACGAUGAUUCUGCAUCUGCUACGUCUACUAAGCUGCAUCGAAAACGAGCGUACUCCAUUGACGUCGAAGAAGCCAAUCAACCCCGGAUACAAGAUCUCCGACUCUAUACACCGACCACGGCAAAUUCAAAUACGAGCGAAGGGCCAAGAGAAUUGAUAUGCCUCUGUACGAAGGCUCCGAAAGUUCCUAGGCCACGCAAUGCUUUUAUUCUUUAUCGACAACACUACCAAGGCCAAGUCGCGGCCCGGCAUCCGGGCCUUGCAAAUCCCGAAAUCUCGAAGCUUAUUGGCGAGCAGUGGAGGGAACAACCUGAGGAGAUUAAGAACAACUGGAAGCGACUAGCGGAAGAAGAGAAGAUACGCCACCAGCGUCAGUAUCCAGACUAUAGAUACCAGCCUCGUCGAGGGGGAAAGGCCGCAGGUAGCCGACCGUUACCUGCGACCGGCGAGGAUCCUGGCCACUGCCCCAAGUGUGGUGGCCGUUACAUCGCAACACCUAGGACACCAUCUACUCCUUUUAGUGCUGCGACGCCCGAGCUCUCAAGACCCGGACCUAAUAUGCCCCCCUAUGUAACACCAAAUCCACGGGUGAUAGAGACAGACCACCUACGACGAGGAUCUUCCUCUAGCACAAUGUCACUCGACGCACACGACCGUAGAUACACACAACCGCACCUCCAUAACAUCGACGAGGACUACCCGAUGAUGUCGCCGGUAGCAGAAACGAAACGACGUCGUUUCAACGGACCGAACAUACUUGUCCCUAGAUCACCGCCCAUGGGCUACAUGCCAGCAGACCCUCGUUACCAGCGGCCAUCUUUCAGCCAGCCACCUGUAACAGCGGCGGGUUACGCGCCUGGAGGAUCGUUGCCUAGGAUGCAGUACCAGCAACAUGGCUAUCCGAACCAAUCUCAUAUGCAACCACCGCCGCGUCCUUCAGUAGUAUAUCAGCCUGUCUCGACCUCAAGCCGUCACAAUGCUGGAUUUGUUGACGAGUCACUUCGAUUACCUCCAUUGCAGACGCAGUUACCAAACUCACCCGCGAUGAGCUCAGAGUCAGGCUCGGGACGUGUGGUCUCCGCUGCUCAGCCUUCCCAUGGCACUGGCCUGGGAAUUGUUGAUGGUGCCGGCGCUCCGGCUAGACAAUCGCAACCACAACUGCAGCAGCAACAGCAGCACGGCCCAUCAAAAUGGUCAUUCCUAUUAAAACUUGAUGUGUUGCGAGUUGUCAGCCCACCGUUGCAACCCCCACCCUCCGGAGAACCAAUGUUCGAAACACGAGGUCCUCUCAUUGCUAUCGAGGGCGCAACACCGUCUGUUCUGAAGGAGGUAGCCUCUGUAGUUGAGAAAUCACUAUCUAUCUCAGGCGACUACGCCGUGAAAACAUGGACGGAAGAAAACCAGGGUAGUAUAAGGGAGACCAGCGACAGGGACAGCAGCGAUGAGCAACAUGAACAAGAACCAAUCGAAAAAGGCUUGUCGAAGCGGACGGGACACAUAAGUCCACUAGCGACUUACGUUACCCAGAUGUUAAAAUGGCACAAGACGUCCGAGGAUUUGAUAAAAUACAUUACGAAUAAUCCACCUGCUACGGGCAGUGAGACGGGUGAAAGCGCUAGAGCUGCUGAAGAAGCACCAUUGAAAUCUAGCCCUAGGCUACCCGUCGCUAUUGUAGCGGAUGGGUACAGUAUGACUGUCUCAGAAAGAUACGCUAGCUCACUGCAUGUUAAUGACGCCUAUCGGGCUGAGGACCACUGGCAGUGGGUAGCGACACUGUGGCGGGGUAUUAUAGGGCCUGACUUGACCAUAUACGUUAAGAAGGGUACAGAUGCAGAGUUACAAGGUAACAACUGUGUUGAAUUCGUCAAUUCGGCUGUCAUGGUGUUACGUGUAGCCGAGGGGAAGGGUGUAGAUGAGAAGUUAGAGAGACGGCUCGGCUUCGAGAUCAUCGAAUGGGUGCGCAAUGGGAGCUUCAGAGCUGGCCAUAUGACUCGCUCAUGAUGUCCUUUUUUGAUUUGUGAUUUUGGUUGACUCUCUAUAGGAGGGAAAUAAAAGGAGGAUACUAGACGGGAUACAAUAUUCGGCGCUGGAAAUGACUUCACUAAUGAUGUCUGUACGUACGGAGGAUUGGAAUCAUGUAAUAAAUCGAGUUGGAAACAGGCUGGAAAUAGGUUAACAUACCCUACAUAUUGUUCGUA
This is a messenger RNA of Hypoxylon trugodes, 2417 nucleotides long. RefSeq lists its product as uncharacterized. Gene Ontology annotation, molecular function: RNA polymerase II cis-regulatory region sequence-specific DNA binding; DNA-binding transcription factor activity, RNA polymerase II-specific. Gene Ontology annotation, biological process: cell differentiation; anatomical structure morphogenesis; negative regulation of transcription by RNA polymerase II. Bases 1 to 2220 code for a protein of 739 amino acids. Lineage: Eukaryota; Fungi; Ascomycota; Sordariomycetes; Xylariales; Hypoxylaceae. The record is from RefSeq and is a predicted model, not a curated record. The transcript has 2 exons.